CACAAACACAAAAACAACAACAUAGUCACAUACAAUUUUUCAAGUAGUUCUACAAGAAAAUUUAAAGGAGGUUGGAGCUUUUACGUGAUGGACAGUGCGUUUAGACUACGCGCUUCUCUGAUCUUUCUGGGCAUCGUUUUGUUUGGGAGUUUAUUCGCAUUUUCUAUUGCGAAAGAGGAGGCAAACAAGUUAGGAACAGUGAUUGGGAUAGACCUUGGCACAACUUACUCUUGUGUUGGUGUUUAUAAGAAUGGACAUGUUGAAAUCAUAGCGAAUGACCAAGGUAACCGAAUCACCCCUUCAUGGGUUGCAUUCACUGAUAGUGAGAGAUUGAUCGGCGAGGCAGCUAAGAAUCAGGGGCCUGUCAAUGCCGAGAGGACCAUCUUCGAUGUCAAAAGACUUGUCGGAAGAAAGUUUGAUGACAAGGAGGUACAGAAGGACAUGAAACUUGUUCCAUACAAGAUUGUGAACAAGGAUGGAAAACCCUACAUACAAGUAAAGAUCAAGGAUGGGGAGACUAAAGUUUUUAGUCCUGAGGAGAUAAGUGCUAUGGUUCUAACAAAGAUGAAGGAGACAGCCGAGGCAUUCCUUGGGAAGAAAAUUAAGGAUGCUGUUGUGACAGUUCCUGCUUACUUCAAUGAUGCCCAAAGGCAGGCUACCAAGGAUGCUGGUGUUAUUGCUGGACUGAACGUCGCAAGAAUUAUAAAUGAACCGACUGCGGCAGCCAUUGCCUAUGGUUUGGACAAGAAGGGUGGUGAGAAGAACAUCCUUGUCUUCGACCUUGGAGGUGGAACAUUUGAUGUUAGUAUUUUGACAAUUGACAACGGUGUUUUUGAGGUUCUUGCCACAAAUGGAGACACUCAUUUGGGAGGUGAGGACUUUGAUCACAGAGUUAUGGAUUAUUUCAUCAAAUUGAUUAAGAAGAAGCACAGCAAGGAUAUCAGCAAGGACAAUAGAGCUCUUGGGAAGCUGAGGAGAGAAGCUGAGCGUGCCAAAAGAGCCUUGAGCAGCCAGCACCAGGUUCGUGUGGAGAUUGAAUCCCUCUUUGAUGGUGUGGAUUUCUCUGAACCACUUACCAGAGCUCGAUUUGAAGAGUUGAACAACGAUUUAUUCAGAAAGACCAUGGGACCUGUUAAGAAGGCCAUGGACGAUGCUGGAUUGGAGAAGCGCCAGAUUGAUGAAAUUGUACUUGUUGGUGGAAGCACCAGGAUUCCAAAGGUUCAGCAACUUCUUAAGGACUUUUUUGAUGGUAAGGAGCCCAACAAGGGUGUGAACCCAGAUGAGGCUGUUGCUUAUGGUGCUGCUGUACAAGGAGGCAUUUUGAGUGGAGAGGGUGGUGAUGAAACCAAAGAUAUCCUUCUCUUGGAUGUGGCCCCACUUACCCUUGGUAUCGAAACUGUUGGUGGAGUGAUGACAAAAUUGAUUCCUAGGAACACUGUUAUUCCAAGCAAGAAAUCCCAAGUCUUCACAACUUACCAGGAUCAGCAGACAACUGUCACUAUCCAGGUUUUUGAAGGAGAAAGGAGUCUCACAAAAGACUGCAGACUGCUUGGGAAUUUUGAUUUGACUGGAAUUGCUCCAGCUCCAAGAGGAACACCUCAGAUUGAAGUCACAUUUGAGGUUGAUGCCAAUGGUAUUCUAAACGUGAAAGCUGAAGAUAAGGCCUCAGGGAAAUCAGAGAAGAUCACAAUCACCAAUGACAAGGGUCGGCUGAGUCAAGAGGAGAUUGAUCGGAUGGUGCAGGAGGCUGAGGAGUUUGCCGAGGAAGACAAGAAGGUCAAGGAGAAGAUUGAUGCCCGAAACAGCUUGGAAACCUAUAUCUACAACAUGAAGAACCAGAUCAAUGACAAGGACAAACUUGCAGACAAGUUAGAGUCUGAUGAGAAGGAGAAGAUUGAGACAGCAGUUAAAGAGGCACUUGAGUGGUUGGAUGACAAUCAGAGUGCUGAGAAAGAGGAUUAUGAGGAGAAGCUGAAAGAGGUAGAGGCUGUUUGCAAUCCAAUUAUAACUGCUGUCUAUCAGCGGUCUGGUGGAGCCCCUGGCAGUGAAUCAGAUGGAGGAGAAGAUGAUGAUUCGCAUGAUGAACUCUAAAUCUUUUAAGCAAUUCAAAGACAUUUGAGGAAUAGGAUAAACAAGGUGGUCUAAUUUUAUUUGGUUUUUGGUUUAGUAGGGUGGAAGGAAACACAGUGUGGGGUUUAACUCCCUUGUGCUUCCUUUCCUUCAGUUCAAUUUUGCGAAGGUGAUUUGUAUAGAGUGAUCCUAUAUUAGAAGCAUAGGAUUUUACAUCCCUUAUUGGGGAAAAUAACCCACAUAAAAGUUGUUUGUCAGCAAUUAAAGUACAGGCAGGUGAUUUCUAUGUUUCACUUUU
Quercus lobata is the source of this 2368-nucleotide messenger RNA. RefSeq names its product luminal-binding protein 5-like. The coding region runs from base 88 to 2091 and encodes 667 amino acids. The transcript is spliced from 8 exons. The record is from RefSeq and is a predicted model, not a curated record. Gene Ontology annotation, molecular function: ATP binding; ATP-dependent protein folding chaperone. Lineage: Eukaryota; Viridiplantae; Streptophyta; Magnoliopsida; Fagales; Fagaceae.